Molecule: messenger RNA, 582 nt
Organism: Alternaria atra
Lineage: Eukaryota; Fungi; Ascomycota; Dothideomycetes; Pleosporales; Pleosporaceae
Exons: 7
Coding region: 1-582 (193 amino acids)
Biological process (GO): cytoplasmic translation
Cellular component (GO): ribosome; cytosolic large ribosomal subunit
Molecular function (GO): structural constituent of ribosome; rRNA binding
Source: RefSeq, a predicted model, not a curated record
AUGAAGUACAUCCACUCUGAGGAAGAGCUCGCCAUCCCCGAGGGCGUCAAGGUCGCCAUCAAGAACAGGAAUGUUCUUGUUGAGGGUCCCCGAGGAAAACUCACAAAGUCUCUCGGUCACUUGGCGGUCAGCUUCACGCACCCCAGGAAGGAUGUCAUCAAGAUCGAGCUCCACCACGGCUCCCGCAAGAGCGUCGCUACCCUCCGAACUGUCCGCACUCUGAUCAACAACUUGAUCAUCGGUGUCACCAAGGGUUACAAGUACAAGAUGCGUUACGUAUAUGCCCAUUUCCCCAUCAACGUCAACCUAGACAAGAACAAGGAGACCGACUGCUGGGAGGUUGAGAUCAGGAACUUCAUUGGCGAGAAGCUCGUACGAAGGGUCGUCAUGAGGCCCGGUGUUGAGGUUGAGGCAUCAAAGAACCAGAAGGAUCAGCUCGAGCUGUCCGGAAACUCGCUCGAGGACGUCUCCCAAGGUGCCGCCGAUAUCCAGCAAAUCUGCAAGGUCCGCAACAAGGAUAUCCGAAAGUUCUUGGACGGUCUGUACGUGUCGGAGCGCGGUAACAUCGUCGAGGACGCGUAA